This is a messenger RNA of Arachis duranensis, 873 nucleotides long. RefSeq lists its product as uncharacterized. Bases 1 to 873 code for a protein of 290 amino acids. Lineage: Eukaryota; Viridiplantae; Streptophyta; Magnoliopsida; Fabales; Fabaceae. The transcript has a single exon. The record is from RefSeq and is a predicted model, not a curated record.
AUGGCUGAGUUUCGACAAUAUAUUGACGAAAGCCAUCAUGAUAUAGUCAACAUGUUGACUCACCAGAUGACUACUAUUCUGAAUCCUAUCCUGGCUGACAAUGAGUCAAAAUAUGAUCUGUUUGUUAAACAAGUUGAGAAAAUUGUUCGAAUUGUCGAUUAUAAUGAGGGACAGUCUAUUCCCCAAGAUUUGGUAGUAGACCAGGAGAACAUAGGAUAUAAUGAGGAGAAUGUAUAUAACAAUCUUGAAAGGAAAGAAAAUAUCCCUUAUCUCGUUCGACGAGAUCAAAAUGUUGAUGAAGUUUUGAAUAGACUUCACACACAGCGUGGGUAUCAUUACCAGGUGACAAGAAUUAUCGAGGAUGUCCUCAAUAGAAUGGGUAUCAAUGUGAGUCUCAUGUAUCAACUAUAUUUUAUUUCUGCUUUUUCUUCUACAGUGCAAAUGACAGAAGUGCCAAUGAGUGUAAAAAAUCCCAAAACAAUUAUAAAAUUUACAGGAGAGGCUGGAGAGUCAACUGUCGAGCAUAUAGCUCGCUAUAUGGUCGAAUUAGAAAAUUUGACAAAUAAUGAAAACUUGAGAAUGAAGUUUUUUCCUGCUUCAUUAACAAAAAAUGCUUUCACUUGGUUUUCAAAUUUGAGACCCAAUUUAAUUUUAAUGUGGGCACAAUUGAAAAAUACUUUUCAUGCUCAAUUUUAUAGGACAGAAUUGAAUGUCUCGUUGACAUACUUGCUUGCAAUAGAACGAGAUGAUGGAGAAUCGAUAGAUGAUUAUAUAAUUCGAUUAAAAAAUAUUCGCAAUCGAUGUUACGUGUCGAUCUCUAAAAGCGAGAUCGUCAAAAUAGCCAUCAAAGGUCUUGGCUUGUAUAUACGUUGA